Messenger RNA from Hibiscus syriacus, 841 nucleotides. RefSeq lists its product as uncharacterized. NCBI's taxonomy places the organism in Eukaryota, Viridiplantae, Streptophyta, Magnoliopsida, Malvales, Malvaceae. The record is from RefSeq and is a predicted model, not a curated record. The coding region runs from base 122 to 760 and encodes 212 amino acids. The transcript is spliced from 4 exons.
AAAAAAAAAAAUACAGAGUUCACUGUUUUUCAAAGAAUUUUCUCUUUUCAAUACGUUCAAGCUGGCGAUUGUAAAUCAAGAAUCCUACGUCCGUGAAAUCAAGCCCAAGAACAGAAGAAUCAUGGGGCCUGAUGAAGAAGACAACAACAAGUGGCCGCCAUGGCUGAAACCUUUGUUGAGAGAACAAUUCUUCGUUCAAUGCAAGCUUCAUGUCGACUCCCAUAAAAGUGAAUGCAAUAUGUACUGUUUAGAUUGCAUAAAUGGCGCUCUCUGCUCCUUUUGCCUCGCUUAUCACAAGGAUCAUCGUUAUAUUCAGAUAAGGAGAUCUUCGUACCAUGAUGUAAUACGGGUAUCUGAGAUUCAAAAGUAUUUAGACAUAUCUGGGAUUCAAACCUAUGUAAUCAACAGUGCUAAGGUUGUUUUCAUAAACGAAAGGCCACAACCCAGGCCUGGAAAAGGUGUAAUCAACACCUGUGAAGUCUGCGAUCGUAGCCUUGUCGACUCGUUCCGGUUUUGCUCUCUCGGUUGCAAGCUUGUUGGCACAUCAAAGAAUUCCCAGAAGAAGAGGCAAAUGAGAAUGGAAUCGCACUCCGAGGAUUCAUUCAGCAGCAGCCAUGGAAAGAUGAAGAAGAAGAAGGACAAAGCGCAAAGCUUUAGUCCUCCGACGCCGCCUCCGAUAUCGGUUAAUCACCGGAGUGCAAAACGGAGAAAAGGGAUUCCCCAUAGAGCUCCAAUGGCAGGUCUAAUAAUAGAAUAUUAGUUCCUUUGUAUAUAGAAGCUGCAAAAAGAUGGAAAAUACAGGUGGAAAGUGAUGCAAGGGAAUUAUCAAGUAGCGGAAAAA